AUGUCAUACUAUAAUAGAUAUAGAAACAGAAGAAGACAGGACGGUGCCAACAACAACAACACUGCCGGUGGGAGUGGAGGAGGAAGCCUCAUCGGGGGCAGCAGUGUAGGCAAUGUUUUCUUGAACAGAAACCACAACGGCAACGAUCUGAUGAAUAAUGGGGGGUUGCAGGUCCCUGAUGCGAUAUUUGAUCUAGGUAAGAAUAAAAGGGUCACGGUUAGACAGUUUAGAAAUAUCAAUUUGAUCGAUAUAAGGGAGUACUACCAAGACUCACAAACCGGGGAGUUGAGACCUGGGAAGAAAGGUAUUUCGUUAACUGAGGACCUGUACGAUGCCUUAUUAAAACAUAGAUUGAAUAUCGAUGAGGCGCUAAGAAGGUUUGGUUCUCGUAGACCAAGAACCAAAUUGGUUAGAUUGCUAUCUGAUGAUGAAUAUGACAGCAGUGACAGUGAUAGAAAUACUAAAGAAGAUAAUAAGGAUAAGAACAAAGAUAAGGAUAAGGAUAAAGAUAAGAAUAAGAAUAAGAAUAGAGACGGUGAUAUCAUUAUUGGCUAUGACAAUGAUGACGAUGGUGACAACACUGAUAACAAAGACAAAAAAGAUAAUAACAAUAACAACAACAGCAACAGCAACAGCAACAAUAAUAAAGACAGUAAUAAAGAUAGAAAAGAUAAUGGCAAUAGUAAGGGUAAAGAUGGUGGCAAGGAAAGAUUGAAGGAGUCUAGUUCCAACAAAAGAGAAAGAGAUUACAGUGAUUCAGAGAUAACAGAACAAAAGAAAAGAAAACCAGCAGCCGCCACCUUGUUGCCCUAUGAGGAAAGUAUUGAAAAUGCAAAGAGAGAGGCCAAUGCAACCCUUAUUAUUCCAGGUAUGGGUAAACAAAAGGAUGAACAAAAGGAUGAACAAAAGGAUGCUGACACUACAGAAAUUAAGAAUGAAUACGGUGAUAAAUCUGAAACCAAGACCACAGCAGAUACUGAAGAGAAAGCAGAACCUGUGCCAAAACUAGCUGCAACAGACAAAAAAGAUUCUACUGGUAAAAGCGAUGAUAACAACAACAACAACGAUUCAAGUGCAGAAGAAUUUGCAGAAAGUUUACAAGCAGAAAUGGACAAGAUGAUGGAUGAGAGUAGUGAAGAAGAGUGA
Molecule: messenger RNA, 1146 nt
Organism: Arxiozyma heterogenica
Lineage: Eukaryota; Fungi; Ascomycota; Saccharomycetes; Saccharomycetales; Saccharomycetaceae
Gene: SUB1
Product: chromatin-binding transcription coactivator SUB1
Exons: 1
Coding region: 1-1146 (381 amino acids)
Biological process (GO): positive regulation of transcription initiation by RNA polymerase II
Cellular component (GO): transcription regulator complex; nucleus
Molecular function (GO): transcription coactivator activity; DNA binding
Source: RefSeq, a predicted model, not a curated record